Molecule: messenger RNA, 198 nt
Organism: Cylicocyclus nassatus
Lineage: Eukaryota; Metazoa; Nematoda; Chromadorea; Rhabditida; Strongylidae
Source: the annotation of a GenBank genome assembly
GUUGUUCUACUCUUUUUCAAUGUGUUCGCUUCUACUCAGGCAGUAGUCUUCGACACAGAGGCACCACCGGUAAGCGAGGACAAUCGCGCUAACUUGGAGCGGUAUGUAGAAUGCUUGAAGAAUUGUGCGACAGGAAUUCCUGAAUACAAUCAAGUUCCUUGCAGUGAAUGUGGUUUUCUUUUUUCAAAUGGAACAGCU